AGCAGCGCCUCCACCAGCAAUUUACGUUCUUGCUUGGAUCAUAGCGGCUGGCGAUCAGAGCACCGGAGAUUCCCGCCAUCCGGCAUCGAGGUUGACCCAUCUUUUCGAAAGGUUGGGGGUCCUUCUGAAGGGAUUCAGAGCGGAAGCUGGUUCGGAUACAGCAGAGGUAGGAGGAGGAGGCUCAGGGUUUCCAAGGCAGAGAUCAGUGUGGCAAAAGAUGGCGGUUUCCAAUGGAAAUGCAACCUUCCUCCUGCUGUUGUCUGCUUGCUGCCUCACCACCCUUGCGUGUGACCCUAAUGGCGCCAAGUUUGGGUACAUCGGCUCGAUCGGUCCUGACCACUGGGGCAGCUUGAGCCCCAACUUCACGCGCUGCGCGAAAGGGACGAACCAGUCCCCAAUCGACAUCGCCACCAACGAAGCAGUUUACAACCCAAACAUGGAGCCCCUCCACAGGAACUACACGACUGCAAACGCCACACUCGUCGACAACAUCUACAACGUCGCGCUGCGCUUCGAAGACGGUGCUGGGAGUGUCAACGUUGACGGCAAGCAGUACAAGCUGAAGCAGAUGCAUUGGCACUCGCCUUCGGAGCACACCAUCAACGGCCAAAGGUUCCCCGUGGAGCUCCACAUGGUUCACGCCAGUGAGGAUGGCAACAUCACUGUUGUGGCCAUGCUCUAUCGAUUUGGCAGGCCAGACCCUUUUCUUUGGCAGAUACAGGAUAAGCUAGCAGCGCUAUAUGCAGAGGGCUGCAACGCAGAGAGAGGCGCUCCGGUCCCCGCCGGAGUGGUGAGUAUCUGGUCGCUGAGGCGGCACGCGUACAUGUACUACAGGUACGUCGGGUCGUUCACCACGCCGCCGUGCACCGAGAACGUCGUCUGGAACGUCCUUGCCCAGGUGAGAGAGAUGACGCUCGAUCAGGCCGCUGCCCUGACGGCACCCCUGGAGGAAGCUUACAGGCACAACAACAGGCCGACGCAGCCGAUGAACGGGCGCACCGUCCAGCUCUACCACAGGUUCUGGAAGAAGAACAAGGAGUCGCCGUAGAGGUCCGCGGCCUGGUCGUCGGAGAUGGCGUGCCGGUCCUGGGUCCCUCGUUAGAUGUUUCUCUUCAGCAAAGUUGCUGUUUCUGCACCUGUGUUACCGUCUAGGUUGGUUCUCGGAGUCACCGGCAAUGUGCCCGGUUUUGGUACUCUAUUGGUCAUUAGGUGUAAGGGUCUAGGUUAGUAGAUGUAAGGAUUUGGGUUUCUGCACAAGUUGAUCCUCCUCAUGUGUACAAGGGAUGUGAAUCAAUCAGCCAGUUUCACUUUAACAA
Phragmites australis (common reed) is the source of this 1316-nucleotide messenger RNA. RefSeq names its product alpha carbonic anhydrase 1, chloroplastic-like. The record is from RefSeq and is a predicted model, not a curated record. The transcript is spliced from 8 exons. The coding region runs from base 218 to 1048 and encodes 276 amino acids. Gene Ontology annotation, molecular function: zinc ion binding; carbonate dehydratase activity. Lineage: Eukaryota; Viridiplantae; Streptophyta; Magnoliopsida; Poales; Poaceae.